AUGCCACCAGCCCUGCCAAGACGCUUAAUGUUCCGUGCUGCAUGGAGGAGCGUGCUCUACCUCUCCCCAUCAAUCACCAUAUCGACAACUCCCCAAAGACGCCCCAACGAGUCGCACGCCCUCUUCUCUCGAAACACCACACCAUAUAUGACGCGCUCAGCAUGCGCAGAUUUCUACGAUGUUGAAGCUGGAUUCGGGAAUGCUGCUAUCCAACUCUCGCGUUGCUGGCUGCGCGACCCCGACACGCUCCCCUUCGCCAAGCAUGUUGAGCCUCACACGCUCAUUCGCAUGCUUCAAGAUGGCAUGUGCUUCGACCGCUUGCACGCAGAGGCCACAAACACCGAGCCGCGGUAUAGAUUCGGCGCUGACCAUGGACGACCCUACUCGGUGCGCAACGGCGACCUGCUGACCCUCGACAAAGGCAUACCUGCCCACGAGCUCGCCGCCGAAGCAAAUGGCGCUGUGCAAGAGCCACCCCCCAAAAAGGGCAUGAAGCGGAAGAAGGCAAAGACCAACGGUGUCGACCCCCACCCACGACCAGACCCUCAGGUGAACGGCGACGUCAUGGAUGUUGAGCACAACGGCAGCGUGCACGCGCCCAACAGCGUCAACAGCGUAAGAGCAGAUUCUGAGACGGUAGCCUCGGAAGCAGAGUCGCCCAUAGAUGGCGAAAUACCCAUGUCAACGCUCCGCAUUGGACACGACGCCCUCAUCCAAACCGAGCUCGUUACAGAUCUUGCCCCGUCAACCAUUUUCAUUCCGCGUCCCAGCCACUCCCAGCGUCUCGUUCAGCAUACCUCAUGGGGUCCUUCUGAAGCCCCCGUGCUGCUCGCAGCUGGCAAAUCCAUCCUCCAGGUCCACCUAAUCGACAAACGGUCUGACGACGAGCAACCUCUCUCAGUAAAGACAGCAGACCUGCAUCUUCCCGUCAGCAAUCUCGAUGUCACGGCUUUGUGCUGGCAUCCACAAGGCGAACUCACCGUUUCUGCACGAGAAGAAUGCUUCAACGAGUUAGGCGAAAAGAUGAUGACCGACAAGCUGAUUAGAUUAGUUGAUGGUGGCUCAGAUUCACACGUUAUAUCCUCAACCGCGGGCCUCGUAAACACGCUUCGCUGGAAUGCUGAUAAGGAGUUGCUUCUGUCUAUUUCGUCUGAUGGAGAGCGUGGGGCUAUCAAAGUUUGGAGAAAUGACGGCAAUUCAACUCCCGCAUGGAUUGAAUUUACCGACACGGCGAUCAUCGAUGCGCAAUGGAUAAGCGACUCCGCAUUUGCUGUGUGUGGCAUUAAACUCUUCAAGAUUUAUGAAGUUGGCGCGACGUUGUCUCUUCAGCGAACAUUGGACACGCAAGUAUCAUGGGAGAUUUUGAAACACGACAGCUCUUCGGGGGUGAUUGCUGUGCUCGGUAAUACAGAGAAGACAGGCUACCUUGGAAUCCUCCACCCAAAUAACCCCUCGGACCUACAGAUCCACGAAUACCCCGACCAAUACUCCAUGGAUCUCGAUGUCCGCAUUCGAACGCCAGCAAACACUCUCACAAAUGGUUCUUCCGUGCCUCCUGCUCUUCUCGCAACAUGUUCCAUGUCGGGAGUGGUGCGGAUCUGGGACGCCAACGAACCUUUCACCUGUGUCAAGAGGUUGCCUACAACAGACGACACGCAGGCCCUGAAGAUUGCAUUCUCUCCGGAUGGAUCUUUGCUCGCAGCUGCUGGACCAUAUGCCAUGACGGUGUGGGAUGUAGAAAAGAGGGAAGUGCCAUUGGCAUGCUGGAGGGCAGAUGACUUAACAUUAGAUAAGUGGGAUCCAAGCGUUGAUGGCGAAUUUAGUUUGGGCUGGGAUCCGGACAGUUCGCGAUUGUCUGUUGCUCUUGGAAAUCAGAUCGCUGUUAUUCCCAUUGUUCGAUAG
Molecule: messenger RNA, 1902 nt
Organism: Dothidotthia symphoricarpi CBS 119687
Lineage: Eukaryota; Fungi; Ascomycota; Dothideomycetes; Pleosporales; Dothidotthiaceae
Product: WD40 repeat-like protein
Exons: 4
Coding region: 1-1902 (633 amino acids)
Biological process (GO): regulation of transcription by RNA polymerase II
Cellular component (GO): Set3 complex
Molecular function (GO): protein binding; transcription corepressor activity
Source: RefSeq, a predicted model, not a curated record